GCUUCACCACCGAGCCGCACGUCACCACCCCCGACGACUCCUCGCCGCCGCCUGCCGUCGUCGCCGCCGCCACGGUACCCCAAAGCAGCGCCGCCGCCACCGCCGCCGCCGUCAUUUUCUCCCUCCUUCCUCGUUCCUGAGGCAAACCGGAAGCUCGCCCCAGAAGCACCGCCUUUAGCGCGCGCGGGCACAGAGAGGAGGGCAGAGCGUCGCGCGGGCGCAUUUCCGGUCCUUUGCUACGCCGCCGGCCUACGAGAGGAAGCCUACCAUAGAGUUUUCCGGCAUACCGAAAGUGCUGUAGCCUGGGAAAAGGUGGGGGGGGGGCCACUUCCUUCGGUGACUUGGCCCCUUCCUCCUCUCCCACGCGGCUCCACUUGCAACUGCAGCCAUGUCCGAUUUCGUGGAGAGUGAAGCUGAGGAGUCUGAGGAGGAGUAUGAUGAAGACGGGGAAGUUGUUCCCAGGGCCCCCAAGAAGUUUGUCGAGGAUGAAGACGAGGAGGAGGAAGACGGGAACCUCGAUGACCAGGAUGAGCAGGGGAACCUGAAAGGGUUCAUUAAUGACGACGACGAUGAAGAGGAGGAGGAGGAGGAGGAAGCCAGCGAUUCGGGAGACUCCGAGGACGACGUCGGCCGUAAAAAGAGGAAGCGCAAUUUUGACGACCGUCUUGAGGAUGACGACUUUGACCUCAUUGAAGAAAACCUGGGUGUCAAAGUUAAACGACAAAAAUUCAGGCGGGUGCGGAAGAUGUCGGACGAUGAGGAUGAUGAAGAGGAGGAUUAUGGGAAGGAGGAGCAUGAGAAGGAAGCCAUCGCUGAAGAAAUCUUCCAGGAUGGGGAGGGCGAGGAUGGGGGAGAGGGCGCUGAUGGCCCCAUUGCCGCGGCUGACGAAGAUGAGGAGGAGGAGGAAGAUGAGUCUGAUAUCGAUGACUUCAUUGUGGAUGAUGACGGGCAGCCCCUCAAGAAGCCCAAAUGGAGGAAGAAACUCCCAGGAUACACAGACGCUGCUUUGCAAGAGGCUCAGGAGAUCUUUGGCGUGGACUUUGACUACGAUGAGUUUGAGAAAUACAACGAGUACGACGAGGAGCUGGAGGAGGAGUACGAUUACGAGCCGGAGGAGACGGAAGGUGAGAUCCGCGUCCGGCCCAAGAAGACCACCAAGAAGCGGGUCAGCCGCCGCAGCAUUUUUGAGAUGUACGAGCCCAGCGAGUUGGAGAGCAGCCACUUGACCGAUCAGGACAACGAGAUCCGGGUGACCGACAUGCCCGAAAGGUUCCAGCUGCGCUCUAUUCCUGUGAAGAACGCUGAAGACGACGAGUUGGAAGAAGAAGCCGACUGGAUCUACCGGAACGCCUUUGCCAUGCCUACCAUCUCCCUACAGGAGAGUGCUGAUUACAUGGACCGCGGCCAGGCCAGCAGCAGCUUCAGCCGCAAGGGCCCCAGUACCAUCCAGAAGAUCAAAGAAGCCCUUAACUUCAUGAGGAACCAGCACUUUGAGGUUCCGUUCAUCGCCUUCUACAGGAAGGAGUACGUGGAGCCAGAGCUGCACAUCAAUGACCUGUGGCAGGUCUGGCAAUGGGACGAGAAGUGGACCCAGCUGAAGAUCCGUAAGCAGAACCUGACCAGGCUCUUUGAGAAGAUGCAGGCCUACCAGUACGAGCAGAUCUCUGCUGACCCAGACAAGCCUCUGGCGGACGGGAUCAGGGCCCUGGACACCACGGAUAUGGAGAGGCUGAAGGAUGUGCAGUCCAUGGACGAGUUGAAGGAUGUGUACAACCACUUCCUGCUGUAUUAUGGCCGAGACAUCCCCAAGAUGCAGAACGCGGCCAAGGCCAACCGGAAGAAGCACAAGCGGGUCCACGAGGAUGGGGACGAGGAGGAAGGUGAAGGAGAGGACGUGGAGGAUGAAGAGCAGAAGGGGCCGGAGCUCAAGCAGGCCUCUCGCCGGGACAUGUACACCAUCUGUCAAACAGCAGGUCUGGAUGGCCUAGCGAAGAAGUUUGGACUGACGCCAGAGCAGUUUGGCGAGAAUCUGCGUGACAGCUACCAGCGCCACGAGACUGAGCAGUUCCCGGCGGAGCCCUUGGAGCUGGCCAAGGAUUACGUCUGCAGCCAGUUCCCCACCCCGGAAGCCGUGCUGGAAGGGGCCUGUUACAUGGUGGCCCUGCAGAUUGCCCGGGAGCCUUUGGUCCGGCAGGUGCUGCGGCAGACCUUCCAGGAAAGGGCCAAGCUCAACGUUUCUCCGACCAAGAAGGGCAAGAAGGACGUGGACGAGGCCCAUUACGCCUACUCCUUCAAGUACCUGAAGAACAAGCCCGCCAAGGAGCUGCGGGACGAGCAGUUCCUGAAGAUCUGCCUGGCCAAAGACGAGGGGCUGCUGGCCAUCGACAUCUGCAUCGACAUGAAGGGCGUUGAGGGGUAUGGCAGCGACCAGACCUACUUCGAAGAGAUCAAGCAGUUCUACUACCGCGACGAGUUCAGCCACCAGGUGCAAGAGUGGAACCGGCAGCGCACCUUGGCCAUCGAGCGGGCGCUCAACCAGUUCCUGUAUCCGCAGAUGGCCAAGGAGCUGAGGAACAAGCUGCUGGUGGAAGCCAAGGAGUUUGUCAUCAAGGCUUGCAGCCGGAAGCUACACAACUGGCUGAAGGUGGCUCCCUACCGGCCAGACCAGCAGGUAGAAGAAGACGACGAUUUCAUGGAGGAAAACCAAGGGAAAGGGAUCCGGGUGCUGGGGAUCGCUUUCUCUUCCGCCAGAGACCACCCUGUCUUUUGCGCCCUGGUGAACGGGGAAGGUGAGGUCACCGAUUUCCUGCGCCUGCCGCAUUUCACCAAACGUCGGAAUGCUUGGCGGGAGGAGGAGAGAGAGAGAAAGGCUCAGGAUAUCGAAACCCUGAAGAAAUUCUUGCUCGGCAAGAAGCCCCACGUGGUCACAAUUGCCGGAGAGAACAGGGAUGCCCAGAUGCUGAUGGAGGACGUGAAGCGCAUUUCCCACGAACUGGACCAAGGGCAGCAGCUCUCCUCCAUCGGGGUGGAGCUGGUGGACAACGAGCUGGCCACUCUCUACAUGAACAGCAAGAAGUCAGAAAAUGAAUUUCGGGACUACCCCCCUGUGCUGCGCCAGGCCAUCUCCCUCGCUCGCCGCAUACAGGACCCGCUCAUUGAGUUCUCCCAGGUCUGCAGCUCCGACGAGGACAUCCUAUGCCUUAAGCUCCACCCUUUGCAGGAGCAUGUGGUGAAGGAAGACCUGCUGAACGCCCUGCAGUGCGAGUUCAUCAACCGCGUGAACGAAGUGGGAGUGGACGUCAACCGGGCCAUCGCCCACCCGCACAGCCAGGCCCUCCUGCAGUAUGUUUGUGGCUUGGGCCCCCGCAAGGGCACUCACCUGCUGAAGAUCUUGAAGCAGAACAAUACGCGCCUGGAGAACCGGACCCAGCUCGUCACCAUGUGCCACAUGGGGCCCAAAGUCUUCAUCAACUGCGCCGGCUUCAUCAAGAUAGACACAGCCUCGCUGGGUGACAGCACGGAUUCCUACAUUGAGGUCCUGGACGGGUCCCGAGUUCACCCGGAGACCUAUGAAUGGGCAAGGAAGAUGGCCGUUGACGCCCUGGAAUAUGAUGAGUCGGCCGAAGACGCCAACCCUGCUGGGGCCCUGGAGGAGAUCCUGGAAAACCCGGAGCGUCUGAAAGACCUGGAUCUCGAUGCCUUUGCCGAAGAGCUGGAGAGACAGGGCUAUGGCGAUAAACACAUCACCUUGUACGACAUCCGAGCUGAGCUGAGCUGCCGCUACAAGGACCUGAGGAGCCAGUAUCGCUCCCCUAACUCGGAAGAGGUCUUCAACAUGCUGACCAAGGAAACGCCCGAGACGUUCUAUAUAGGUAAACUCAUCAUCUGCAACGUGACGGGAAUAGCCCACCGGCGGCCACAGGGGGAAAGCUAUGACCAGGCGAUCAGGAACGACGAGACGGGCCUGUGGCAGUGCCCCUUUUGCCAGCAAGACAACUUCCCUGAGCUCAGUGAGGUCUGGAACCACUUUGACAGCGGCUCCUGCCCUGGCCAGGCCAUCGGCGUGAAGACUCGCCUGGACAAUGGGGUCACUGGUUUCAUCCCAACCAAAUUCCUCAGUGACAAGGUGGUCAAGCGGCCAGAGGAAAGGGUCAAGGUUGGGAUGACCGUCCACUGCAGGAUCAUGAAGAUAGACAUUGAAAAGUUCAGCGCCGACCUGACCUGCCGGACAUCGGACUUGAUGGACAAGAGCAAUGAGUGGAAGCUCCCCAAGGACACCUACUACGACUUUGACACCGAGGCCGCUGACCACAAGCAGGAAGAAGAGCUGAAAAGAAAGCAGCAGCGCACGACGUACAUCAAGCGCGUGAUCGCCCACCCGUCCUUCCACAACAUCAACUUCAAGCAGGCCGAGAAGAUGAUGGAGUCCAUGGACCAAGGGGACGUCAUCAUCCGCCCCAGCAGCAAAGGGGAGAACCAUCUGACCGUCACCUGGAAAGUGUGCGACAACAUCUACCAGCACGUGGACGUCCGUGAGGAGGGGAAAGAGAAUGCCUUCAGCCUGGGCUCCACCCUCUGGAUUAACACGGAAGAAUUUGAGGACCUGGAUGAGAUAGUUGCUCGCUACGUGCAGCCGAUGGCGUCUUUUGCUAGAGAUCUGCUCAGCCAUAAGUACUACCAGGAUUGCAACAGAGGAGACAGGAAGAAACUGGAGGAGCUCCUGAUCAAAACCAAGAAAGAGAAGCCCACCUUCAUUCCCUACUUCAUCUGUGCCUGCAAAGAACUCCCCGGCAAAUUCCUGCUGGGAUAUCAGCCGCGCGGCAAGCCCCGGAUCGAGUAUGUGACGGUGACGCCUGAAGGCUUCCGGUACCGUAACCACAUCUUCCCCACGGUCAACGGGCUCUUCCGGUGGUUCAAGGAUCACUAUCAGGAUCCUGUGCCAGGGGUCACCCCCAGCAGCAGCAGCAGGACCAGGACGCCGGCUUCUAUCAAUGCGACUCCGGCUAAUAUUAACCUGGCAGACCUGACCCGAGCGGUGAACGCCCUGCCGCAGAACAUGACCUCACAGAUGUUCAGUGCCAUCGCAGCCGUGACGGGCCAGGGGCAGAACGCCAAUGCCACCCCUGCGCAGUGGGCCUCCAGCCAGUACGGCUACGGAGGCAGCGGUGGCGGGAGCAGCGCUUAUCAUGUCUUCACGACUCCUGCCCAGCAGCCAGUGGCCACCCCUUUGUUGACUCCCAGCUACUCCUACGCCACCCCCAGCCAGCCAAUCACAACCCCCCAGUAUCAUCAGCUCCAGGCCAGCACCACACCUCAGUCACAGCCACAGCCUCAGCCUCAGCCUUCCUCCAGUUCCGGGCAAAGGCAGCAGCCAAAGCCCAGCUCCCACACAGCCAUCGACUGGGGCAAGAUGGCCGAGCAGUGGCUCCAGGAGAAGGAGGCCGAGCGCAGGAAGCAGAAGCAGCGGCUGACGCCUCGCCCCUCGCCCAGCCCCAUGAUCGAGGGGACGCCCAUGUCCAUCGCCGGAGACGCCACGCCCCUGCUGGAUGAGAUGGAUCGGUAGUCCUCCUGCUGCCGACGCCGCCCUGGUCUCCCACAGGACGGGAAAAGGAGCCGCCGGCAGAGACCACUUUUCUUCCCUCGGCCACGGCGCUCCGUGCCCUUGUUUUGGUUUCCUUUCCAGUUGAACCCAAAGGCCCGCCAGGGACGCUGAGCAGCGCCCUCCGUGUGGCUCGGAGAGGCGAGGCCCCUUGUGUAUGCUGGCAAUGGCGGCUGGCUUUGCUGCUGGGCGGGGCACCAUCCCAGCUGGCCCCACCUGCUGUCCCUUGCUCCGUGCCUCGCUCUCGCCGCUGGAGUUGGCCAGCCCUUGCGGGCGAGGCUCUCUUUUCACCACCACCUGGUGUGUUCUGGCCGUCCCCGACCUCACGAAGAAAUAAGAUUUCCUGGGCCAGGGGAUACAGGGGAGGACUGGGCCAGAGCGGUGUCUGUCUGUCUGUCUCUCUCUCUCCCUCCCUCUCUCUCUCUCUCCCUCCCUCUCUCUCUCUCUCUCCCUCCCUCUCUCUCUCUCUCUCCCUCCCUCUCUCUCUCUCUCUUUCUCUCAUAUAUGUCUGUCUCCCUGUUGCUCUUCCUGUCACUCCUUCGCUCAGUGGCUGUAUUUGUAUGUCUCAAAGGGCUUUGCUUUCCUGAGCCCCUCUAGCAUGACAGGGGCCCUUCUGGCUGGAAGAUAAUGUAGCCUUCGCCCAUAAGCUCACUUUUCUUGGCACUCCCCAGGACAAUAUUUAUUCAGUUGUAUUACUUUUAAAAGAGAGAGAGAGAGAGAAACGGAAGGCUGCAAGGCUGAACCCCAGGCAACAGGCAGCUUUUGUGUGGAAGCUGCGAAGUGCCGGGAGAGCGAGAGCCUCUCGCCGUUGAGGUGGCUUGAAUGCCAAGUAGAGCGUCCCCCCCUUCCUCACUUGCCCCCUUCUGCUCACUUCCAACAACAAAGAGGGAAUAAAUGGCAUUUCUACUGAA
This is a messenger RNA of Rhineura floridana, 6510 nucleotides long. RefSeq names its product SPT6 homolog, histone chaperone and transcription elongation factor (gene SUPT6H). Gene Ontology annotation, molecular function: histone binding; DNA binding; nucleosome binding. Gene Ontology annotation, cellular component: transcription elongation factor complex. Gene Ontology annotation, biological process: positive regulation of transcription elongation by RNA polymerase II; mRNA transcription by RNA polymerase II; nucleosome organization. The transcript is spliced from 37 exons. NCBI's taxonomy places the organism in Eukaryota, Metazoa, Chordata, Lepidosauria, Squamata, Rhineuridae. The record is from RefSeq and is a predicted model, not a curated record. The coding region runs from base 389 to 5563 and encodes 1724 amino acids.